Messenger RNA from Pleurotus ostreatus (oyster mushroom), 1800 nucleotides. RefSeq lists its product as uncharacterized. Gene Ontology annotation, biological process: transmembrane transport; metal ion transport. The record is from RefSeq and is a predicted model, not a curated record. Bases 1 to 1800 code for a protein of 599 amino acids. Lineage: Eukaryota; Fungi; Basidiomycota; Agaricomycetes; Agaricales; Pleurotaceae. The transcript is spliced from 8 exons. Gene Ontology annotation, cellular component: membrane. Gene Ontology annotation, molecular function: magnesium ion transmembrane transporter activity; cobalt ion transmembrane transporter activity; magnesium ion binding.
AUGGCUCGAACUGUCUUGGAUAUACCACUGAAGCAAAGUUCGAGACGCUUUAUAUCAGUGCCAACUCCGUCGCAUCGCCAUGCAGCACCCUCAGCACCUUGGCCAUGGCUAGACUCUAGCACAUCGACGGAUGUCACGUCGGAUGAUGCUGGAAAGCCGAAGUGUCCACAUCCUGAAGGCGAGUGCGGGGGAUGUUGGUACGGAUACCCCCAAACUUUGUUUCCGAAUUGGAGGGUAGACCAACAGAGUAAAAGCGGGAUUCGGAAAAUCAUCCAAGCGUCUUUUUCUGGUCACAAAGACAAGUCUAUCAUAUAUCGGCUGGACAUGUUGGCAAGCGGUGUAUUUGAGGCCCAGGAGCCUUUGGACUUUGCAAGUCAGUCAACCGAAACGUUGUGGGAACAAGUGCAGGAACGGCGGCCUGAGGGGACACGGGUUCGUGCUUUAUUUGUAGAAGAUUUGUCGGGUACGACCCUUCAGAUGCUUGGUACAAGAUACAAGAUCGAGCCGUUCUUCUUCUCGUCAGCCUUGAAUUGGAUACCUACGCGUUAUCAGGAAGAAUUACGACAUGGGCAGGGGGAUCAUAUGACGCUAGUCCUCAAAUUUGUGAGCACAAAGGAGAUCUUGCCCCCGCAAGGGGUUGUCACUGCUCCUCAGAGCCCCACUACGACCGUUUCCGCUUCCGCUGGCCGAUCUCUGUAUCCUGACGACCCCGCUGAAGAGCUCGUAAUUGACACGCAAAAACCUCUCUAUCUUCGGUCCAGCUCCGACACAAGCAUCAUAUAUCAGGACCUCCUGGCUCUCCAUGUGAUUCGUUCGAACAGUGGGAGCACGAUCCUCUCCUAUCAUGCACCUCCGUCAAAAUGGAAUAGUACGUCGGCGAAAUUCUUGUGCGACCGCAUCAGCGUUGCCGGUCGAAGCGUGUAUUGGCAACAUAUUUUCCGCAGCUCUCAAGACCCGACCUGUGUGGUACUCUUGAUGUUAUGGCACGCAUUUUAUGCUUGGGACGAAGCGCUCGAAGUCCUGUACCGGCAUAUCUGUUACUUGGAAUCUGGUGUAAUGAGCACGAACGACCCGAAAAUGACCCACGAGCUCCACGUCAUCCGAGCUCAUAUAUUACAUUAUGAUUCUCUUCUGGGUGAUUUUCGCAAGACCAUCCAGUUCGUAGAGAAGAUACACAAUCCUACCUUGGUCACCACAACGGUGACUCCGUCGUCGUCGUCUUCGGCAACUACAUUAAAUGGGGCCAAUGACGAAUGGAAGGACUUGUUGCACAAGGAGUGUGCCCAUAUGCUUAGCGGCGUUGAUAGACUGGAGGAAACCCUCAAAAUGCACGACAAGCGGCUAAGGAAUGUCAUGAAUCUGACCUUCAGCCUGGUGAACAUCGAAGAUAGCAAGCGUAUGGCAGCGUUGGCGGAAGCAACCGGAAGAGAUAGCGCUGCGAUGCGGCAAAUAUCCUCACUUACGAUGAUUUUUCUCCCAGCGUCUCUUGUAGCGGCUGUCUUCGGCAUGAACGUAACAGAGAUCAACGAAGGUUCAAUCCCCCAAUUCCAUACAUACCUAGCCAUUGCCAUCCCUCUUACCAUCUUCACCAUAUGGGUCACCGUGGCCCUCCAAUUCCGGAGUCAGAUCAUCGCCAGCAGAGAGAGGAAACAGAAGAUGAGCCAGGGAAGCGAUUUGGAGACUUCCUGGGAGGACGACGAGAGUCUAUCGGCUUGGUCAGGGCUGUGGUGGCCGAUCCUCUUGGGGAAGAUAUGGAUGCGAAAAAAGAGGACGCGCGGAACACAGGAUGAAAAGGAGUAA